Messenger RNA from Misgurnus anguillicaudatus (oriental weatherfish), 1242 nucleotides. RefSeq names its product phosphatidylcholine transfer protein. NCBI's taxonomy places the organism in Eukaryota, Metazoa, Chordata, Actinopteri, Cypriniformes, Cobitidae. The record is from RefSeq and is a predicted model, not a curated record. Gene Ontology annotation, molecular function: phosphatidylcholine intramembrane carrier activity; phosphatidylcholine binding.
CAGCUGCUGUUCUCCUUUGAUCACGUGACGACUGUGGAUCCAGAAGCGCGAUGGCGGUGGUGUUCAGUGAUGAUGAGUUCCAGCUGGCGUGGAUCGAACUGGACGAGCCGCGGCUGGACGGCUGGGACUUCUUUACCGAGACCAUGGGCGUCAAAGUAUACCGACUGUAUCAUAAGGAAUCCGGUCUGUAUGAAUAUAAAGCAUUCGGCUCCCUGACCGGCUGCUCUUCUGAAAUCUGUGCAGAUGUUUACAUGGAUCUGAACUAUAGGAAACAGUGGGACAGUUAUGUCAAAGAACUGCAGGAGAAAGACUUCAGUGGACAGAAAGUGAUUUACUGGGAGGUGAAAUAUCCAACUCCUCUUUCCAACAGGGAUUAUGUGUACAUGCGGGAACGUCGGGUUCUGGAAAAGGACGGCCGUAAAAUUUGGGUGAUUUUAGCCAAGAGCACUUCUGUGUCUCAGUGUCCUGAGAAGAAAGGUGUGAUCCGGGUGAAGGAUUACAAACAGACUCUGACCAUAGAGAACGACGGAUCGGGCGGAACCAAAGUGUUUUUGAACUACUUUGAUAAUCCCGGCGGCAUGAUUCCAACAUGGCUUGUGAACUGGGUGGCAAAGACGGGCGUUCCGGCUUUUCUGACGGACAUGAAGAAAGCCUGCUCCAACUAUUCCAGCUACUGCAAAACUAACAAGUGAUGCAUGUAUGAUCGUUUUUCAUUUUCUCUUGCAUUGUUUUGUUUGGUGUCAGAAGGGCAUUUGGUGGGUUGUGGGUCGAAUUAUUGCUGUUUUUAUUGUGGCCAACAUCAGGAAUCCUUCAAGAGCAUUCAGUCUUAAUAAUCUUACUUAUCUGCUCUUGAGUCACAGAAUCAAAAGAUUUCAGGUUCCCCAGAUUUUUUUUAUUGUAAUAGAAAUCAUUUUAGCACUUUAAUCCUAAAUGAUUACAUAAAUGAAUGAAACAUCACUUAACCUGUGUUAUAUAUCACACGCAACCAUUGAGCCUUGAGAUCACAGAGCUGUUGUAGGGUCACAUGCAGUGGCCCUAAAAAUAUUUAAAACCUAAAGUCACACUUAAAAAUGUAUUAAAUAACAAAAUAUCAAAGAAAGUUUUUAACCACUUUUAAAGCAUUUAGUUUCGAUGAGAUGACGAUGAUCUUUUGACAUCUGUGUGAAUGAAAAAUGGACUUUAUACAUGCACUACAAAUCACUUUAAAGUCAAAUGACGUAAUCAUUGCAAAAAUUAAGUUGU